This is a messenger RNA of Naegleria lovaniensis, 540 nucleotides long. RefSeq lists its product as uncharacterized. NCBI's taxonomy places the organism in Eukaryota, Heterolobosea, Eutetramitea, Acrasida, Naegleriidae. The coding region runs from base 1 to 540 and encodes 179 amino acids. The record is from RefSeq and is a predicted model, not a curated record. The transcript has a single exon.
AUGUUUCACCGACACUUCAAGUCCUUUCAUCAUCCACUCGUCCGAACGAGGAGUACUCCUACUUUGUGCUCAUCAUCAUCAUCCAAAUUCAUCAUUGAAACUCAAUUCCCAAUUCUUCUGAUGACUUUAGCACUCCUUCUCAUAUUCACCUCUCAUUGCCUUGCAGCAGAGGCUUCACCAACUAGUACCGAGUAUCCUUCCAACGUGGACUUUGACCCACAUGAUGCCCACAAGACUACCUUUUGUACCUGCCAGUGCUGUAAAGAUACCAUGUGCAAUACCAUUCCGAAUGCUACAUUUGCUGUAGCCUCAUGCUUUGAAUGUACUAAAUUUGUUUGUGAUGCUCUCGGAUAUGAAUGUAAAACCACACUCUACCGAGCAUUAUGUGUUCAGAAGAAUGAUAUUAUUUCUCAAAUUCUUGUCAUUAUUGUCUUUGCUUGGAUUUUUUCAAUGGUCAUUGCUGCCAUCGUGAAGGCUUAUUUGUGGCCUCUGAUACAAAAAUUGAUCAAACGUAUUCGAAUGAAAUACAAUAGGAAAUGA